UCAUUUAACAUAUUUUCUCAGUCGUUCGUGAUUAUGGGUUCCAAAACAUCCAAUGAGAGCGAUGUUACGCGCGUUGUCAACGAACUAUUGGGUGCUUCCGUGCCUUCAAUUGCGAGGUUAAAUGAGAUUGAAUUGCAAUUCGAGGAGGAGAAGGCUGAACUUGAAGCCGGGUUGGAGGAGUCAUCAAGAAGUUCUGUGAAUGAUGACAGCUCAGAAAGACUGAAAGAAACUGUGGAAAACACUCUGCGAGACCUUCGAAAGCUUAAAAUUGAUCAAGAGAAGCUGAUAAUUGACGCCGAAAAGGCAUUAGAAGAAGGCGAGGAACAGUUCAAGAUCUUGUUUCCGAUGGUGACUAAAGGGCGAGCGAUUCGUCGUGCCCGGUCGUAUAAAGCUAUUGUGGAACAAGUUCAAGCGCGAGUCGUGGAGAUGUCGAAUUCCGUCGCACGACAGAACUACGUGACCGCUGUCGAAUCCUACAAAUGCCUUGCUGAUAUGGCGAAGAAAUGUGUCAACACCCUAGAAAGUGGGGAUGAGAAACGAGUUUCGCAUUUGCGUCGUUAUCUUUUAGAAACUACUUCUUCCUGGUAUAAAUUUCUCAAGACACAUAUAGUUAAAGAACUGGACGAUUCGCUGACAGCUUUAAAGUGGCCGUUUUCUGAAACAAGUGGCAACGAAAUUCCUUGGACGACAGAACAUGUGCAAAAGUUUGAAGCUGUCUUUUUGCUUGCCGCAAAAUUAUGUUUUCCUCCUCCAAAUACCCAAGAAUUGCCGACGUUACCUAUUCGAGUUAUGUUGAAGCCGUUGACAACGCGUUUCAAAUUCCAUUUCACUGGAACCAAGGAGACUAACAACAGGGAAAAGCCCGAGUGGUUCCUUACUCAAAUUCUGAAAUGGGCCAAGGAUUGUUUGCCGUUCAUGGAGCAAGUAGCCGGUAAACUGCAAGAGUCGGCGCCCACCGAAUUUUUGGAGGGACUUGUUGAAUUAGCGGUUGAAAAGCUCUAUUUGGACUUGACAUCCUACGCUGAUGAAUACGAUGACGAUGUGGUCCUCGCCCAUUGCAUCGAAGAAGCCCUGUUAUUCGAUAAAGAGUUGAGGUUCUUAUGCAUGCUUUUGUCGAUAACGGAUCGAUAUCGGUGUUUGGUGCAGCCGGGACAUCGACUCCAAUUUGCGGAACUUCAAGUUGAACUGGCUGAAGAUUUCCGUGUUCGGUUGGUGCAAUUAGCGAGGGAUGAAAGGAAAGACCCCGUUAAUUCGAAAUUGUGUCCCAUUUUGAACACCAUUUCCUACAUUUUACAAGUUAUUCUGGAAUGGAGCGACUUGCCGCUUUUCGUUGAGUUGCAAUUUUAUAAGGAAAAGACGUUUCCAAACGUGAUGUCAUGUGAGUUUGGUGUUGACAACAAUCGCGUAUCCGGACUUUUCGACGAAGUGAUCGAGCUACUUCAGCAUUCAGAGGACGACCUAGUUUCCACGUUGCACGCGAGAGUGGGAGAAGAGAUUAGCGCUCAAGCAUUGGAAUACAAACGUGAUCGGUGGUUUGCCACGAACGUUGGAGACAAGUACAAGCUGUCUGGUUCCGCGUGUUCUUUCUUAGACGUCAUCAGAGGUCGAUUACGCGUGUUGAAAUUGAGGCUGAACGAAUCCCUGUUCCGGAAAAUUGCUGCAAAGGUUGCAACAGACGUUGCGAAGUUCCUUGUUGACGAUUUGGCCUGCGAAGUCAGGUUCAGCGUCGAUGGAGGAAGACAGCUGGGAAUCGAUUUGCAGCGAGGGUUCAUUGUUGUAUUUACAGAAUUCGACAAGAAACUUUCCAAAUAUUUUCGAGCGGCCUCGGAAGCCGUCUUUCUGCUCAACUUACCGAAGGGCUCUGCAAUCCUAUUGCGGGAUGAGCUGAACACAUCUAGGAGUGAUGAACUGAAGAAAAAUUCUUUGCGAGAACUGGAUAUUCAUCGACUAACCGUUUUUCAGGCCGUGAAAAUUCUUGAUAAUCGACUCAGUUUGGAAUUGAUAUAUGACGAGAAAAAGCAGGAUAAAAACUCCUGGAUCGAAGCGUGGAAGGAUCCAUUAGCUUCACUCUACACAUUUUCUUCAUGCAUGAGCCUGUGCGAUUUAUACGGAGAUGGAGACAGCAAGUUGAUCAUCGCUGACUUGGGAACAGGAUUGUACAACAUGAAACUGAAGGUUUACAAAGGAACGGCCCUGGAGACUGAGAACACGUUGGUUGAUCUCCCAACAUCUGUUGUUACCUUUCAAAUGGAAACCAUGCAACCUCGAAUUCCAGCUAUUGCAGUUGCCUCAGCUGCUUAUGUGUACAUCUACAAGAAUUUGAGACCUUAUUUCAAAUUUACUCUACCUCCGUUGGAAAUCAACCCGAUUGAAGAAGAUCUUUGGAAACAAGCGGAAGAUGAUCAGAUCAGUUUUCCAGCCCUUCGGGAAAUGUUGGAGGGACUGCGACAAGAAGUCGGCGAGAUGUCCCUUACAACUCGAUCUCAAAGAUUUCUUAUGAUUACCGAUGGCCCAUCCAUGGCGAGAUUUGUAUCUGACCACAAAGCACAGCCUCUGAAGAAGCAAACAGUUAUCACUUGCAUGACGGUUCUCAAGAAAUCGCAUGCAGACAGCGACGCCAUUGCAUGUCUAGUUUUGGGCACUGAAUCGUCACUUGCAUUUGUUUUGGACCCCGAAGCAUUCACGAUACUUGCUGCCAUUUCUUUGCCUGGUGUACCGACCCAUUUACAUGUGACUGGGUUGUUCGAUGUCGAGUUUCGCUUCGUACUUGGGUGUCGUGAUGGUUCAAUUGCGAUGGUGAAGCGUGGAGAUGAUGAAGCCGCGACGGUGGCAAAAUGUUCAGUACCUCCUGUUGGUGUGCACAUCGUGGGCAAGACGAUUGUUGUGCCAUGUAUGGAUAACAGCAUUCGCUGCUACUCACUCCUGGGAAAUAUUUUGUGGCAUCUGACGCUGUCAGCGUCAAUAUUAUGCUCGGAAUUGAUCGAAGUUCGGCAAUUGGACAUGACCGCAGUAGCAGUUGGUCUCAGCGAUGGAAGCGUCUUGGUGUACAAAGAUAAAGCCUUAGUCGAUUCUUUCAAGAUUCAUGAUGGUGUAUCUUCGAUGAAGUUCGGGCGCUUCGGACGGGAAGAUAACACUCUGGUUAUUGUAACUAGAGGAGGCGGGCUUAUAGUGAAAAUGUUGCGACGACAGGCACGUCUGGAGCCUUUGGAUGAUGACACUUCCGCACAAGUGUCCCAACAGUCGUUGAAGUUGAACGUACCGAAGAAAACCAAGCUCUUCGUCGAUCAAACUGUGAAAGAGCGCGAGGAUCCGAUCGGCAUGCAUCGGGCUUUUCAACAAGAUUUGUAUCGCUUACGUUUGAAGACCGCUCGAGCAUUCGUGGAAUCCCUGGAAAAAUGUGCAAAUCCUAUAUCAUCCGAUCGGGAUUUACCCGUAGCUUUGGGCGCGCAGGUUAUAGGGCUGGGUCCUACAUUUCGCAUUCGAAUCGAUGUUACGAAUACGUCCUGCGACAAAUCAAUCCGCGACCUUGCUGUUACUUUCAACUACGAUGAAAAGCUGUACAAAGUGGAUCAGCACUACAUUCGCGUACAGUUCUUCUAUGUAUUCAUUGAGAAAAGAAAUCUUAGCUCAAUCAACACUCUUUCGACGAAAUGGGCGGACAAGAUCGACUCUAAAAAUAGUGCAGGACAAUCCGCUCCUUUUGUUCAUCCAUUCCUUCAAGCAACUGGAAUGUUCCUCGGGGAAACUUCCUGUUUAUUGGCCUUCUUCCUCAUCCAAGCUUAUUUAAAGUGGCAGAAGCCGCAGACUGAGAAUGAGCGCUUGAUCAACGAGGACGGCGCACCAGUUGUGACUACUGUGGAACGAAGGGGAUUAGGGUUCAAUCCCUUCAUAUUUCUUCCGCCUGCUCUCUGUGAUAUGACGGCGACGUCUAUCAUGUAUAUCGGAUUAAAUUUGACCUACGCAUCAUCCUUUCAAAUGUUGAGAGGCGCUGUGAUUGUAUUUACGGGGAUGUUGUCCGUUGCGUUCUUGUCUCGUUUGUUGUCAUGGCGUCAAUGGGGAGGCAUAUUUGCGGUCAUCGCUGGGCUUGCGGUUGUUGGAGCUUCUGAUUUCGUCAGUCCGAGCACGAGUGCGUCCGAUAGGCCCGCACAGGAUGUGAUUACUGGAGAUGCAUUGAUCCUGAUCGCGCAGAUUAUUGCGGCCGUUCAGAUGGUGUAUGAAGAGAAGUUCGUGUCGAAACAUAAUGUCCCGCCGUUGUUGGCUGUCGGUUUCGAAGGACUUUUCGGAUUGUUCGUAUUGUCCUCUUUGCUCGUCCCGAUGUACUUCAUCAAAGUUGGUGAACCGUUUUCGAGCAAUCCCAGAGGAGUUCUAGAAGAUGCUCUCGAUGCCUUCACGCAGCUCAGCAACUCCACGUGGUUGUCUAUUGCAUUCUCGGGAACGAUCAUCAGCAUUGCAUUUUUCAACUUCGCUGGUGUGAGCGUGACAAAAGACAUGUCUGCGACGACUCGAAUGGUACUAGAUUCCGUUAGGACGUUGGUCAUUUGGGCCGUUUCUCUGGCUCUCGGUUGGCAACCGUUCUUUUAUCUUCAGGCUAUGGCUGGUCGGGGGAGGGCUGCUAGAUUGCGUUCGGUAUUGGAUGCUGCUCGGGAAAGCCCAGGUAUAUCAGGUUCCGUGGAUGUGACGCGACUCGCCGACACAGAACCCGGUAUCUGUGACCCGACUGAAGUGCGUUUUACGCAGUAUGGCCGUGGUCAGUUGAUACGAGAAUUCGUGGAAAGCACCGCGUUUGCUGCACCGCAGACUUCUGUGGUUGGUUUGGCAGCAUCUUCCACACUGAACGUCAAUGCCGAGCCAUUUCGUUGCCGUGGUAUUUCUUCCUGCAUUCCUCGCGAUGAUGGCUCUUCUUCGGAUUUCAAUGGAGAAACAGAGGACACGUUAAUCGAAGUUAGGACGCAAACGGAAAGCUUAGACCUCUCGUCAGAUCCGUGUGUCCCAAGCGGCACGCGGAAGCACCUGCCAGUUUUAUUCCAGAAAGGCUCUCUGCCAGUAGAGGUGGCUGCAAAUUAUGUGAAGCUACACUUCAAGCCAAACUUCGGAAUAUUUGAGUACAGCGUGUCGUUUACUCCUGGAAUUGACGAUUCUAAGGCACGGCGGAGCGUUCUAGAUCGAUUGUCCGAGCUGACCGGAGACGCGAAGUUGUUCGAUGGCAGUUCCAUGCUACUUCUUCCGAAACGAAUUUCGUCGGAGGCCAGUUCAUCAAUCGUCAAGUCAGUUGUUGAUUCGAGUUCGAACAACGUCGAAGUGAAAUUGGAUUUCUUAGGCGAGAAACCUCUUCCGCGGUGUUUGCGAUGGUACAAUGCUUUAUUCAAGCUCGUCCAAAAGGAUUUGGAUAUGAUAAGAGUCGGGAGGAAUUUUUUUGCGUAUUCACAGCGUCGAUCUGUGCCCGAAUAUCAUCUAGAGGUUUGGCCUGGGUUCAUCUCGGCAGUGCAUUUUUACGACGAGGGUUUGGUAUUGUGUCUUGACAUCUCGCACCGGGUUUUACGUACUGAAACCGUCCACGAACUUAUCUCGUCAGUUGAACAGUCUCUUACCUUCAAAAACAAGGUAGAGGCAAUCCUGCUCAAGCAAGUGGUCAUGACUCGGUACAACAACUGCACGCACAUUGUGCACGAUAUCGCCUGGGGUGAAACCCCGAAUAAUACUUUCGUAACUCGAGCUGGGCGUUGUUUGACGUAUGUUCAGUAUUACAAAAUAAUCCAUGACAUAGAUAUACAAGACGUAGAACAGCCGUUGUUGAUUUGUCGACAGAAGCGUAUGAAAAGCGGAGUAGAAUCAACCAACUUGGCGGACUUGGUGCGGCUCAUUCCAGAACUUUGUUACAUGACUGGCUUAUCUGAAAACAUGCGUUGCAAUCACAGUGUCAUGAAAUCCAUCAGUCGUUACAAUAAACCUGGGGCGGAAGAACGCAAGAAGGCAUUGAUGGACUACGUGUCUGAUUUGAACACCAAUGAAAAGGCUAGAAAACGAUUGGAAGAUUGGGGCCUCGUACUGGAUACAAAUCUUGUCCGACCCAAUGUCAGAAUCUUGGAUCAACCAAGAGUACGAGUUGGACCAGAAAUGUCGACUCGGGUCGAGGUCUUUGAUGUGAACGGACGCUUUAAAGAUUGGGCUUCAAAGCUUGGUGAAUUUGGAGUCAUACACGCUGUUCCGUUGCUGCAGUGGGUUGUAAUAGCACCAGUGCGCAUGAGGACAAACAUGCAAAAGUUUAUUGAGGCAUACGUAAAAAGAAUGGGCGCUUAUUUGCGGGCAGCUGUAGCACAUCCAACGGUCAAGUAUAUACAGCAAGACUCAGUUCCAAGUUACCUUUCAGCAAUUGCGGAAUUUCAGGAGCCUGACGUUCAACUAUUCUUGAUCGGCUUCAUGUCACAAAGGGAUGACAAAUACCAGGCAGUCAAGAAAAUGUUGUGUAAACAAAUGCCGCGUCCAUCCCAGUGCAUUUUGAAUCGCACGCUCAGCAAAGAUACCAUUGCCCCUAUCGUCAAUAAAAUUGCCCUUCAAAUCAAUUGUAAACUUGGAGGGGAACUUUGGGCGGUGGAACACAGUACAAAAGGUGCGAUGUUCGUUGGCAUUGACGUUUACCAUGAUCAGUACAAACGGAAUGAGUCAAUCCUAGGUUUUGUCUCUUCUUCCAACGAGUCUGCAACUCAAUAUUAUGCGCAGGUUUGCAAAUAUCAAAAUGCUGAGAAAAACGCGGAACAAUUCCGGGUAUUUCUGGCAAAUGGGCUAGAACACUGGAGAUUGAAAAAUUUUGGGAAUCUUCCGAAACAUGUGAUAGUGUUUCGUGACGGAUUGAUGGAAGCGAAAAUGACUUCUGUCAUGGUUGAGGAAGCUGCAGCAAUGAAGGAAACUCGCAACCGUCCUGCGGCGAACCCGAUUCCUGGGACUGCUGUUGACGGCGGCGUGACGAGAAAUCACAAUUUUCAAGAUUUUUUUCUUGUGUCGCAAUUUGCCAAGGAAGGCACGGUGUCGCCGACUCACUACGUAAUUGUGGAGAACAAGUCGAAUUUCCGUAUUGAUGAGAUCCAGGCAUUAACAUACAGAAUGACGUACAUGUACUACAACUGGACUGGCAGCAUUCGUGAAACUGGAAGUUUUUCCGUUGCGCUUGAUAAGUGGGGAGUACGUAGAGUUCUGAAUCAUUCCUGUACGAUGGUGCAAGUCGACAGCAUUGCUGACGAACAAAUGGAUGUCGAUGCUUCCGGUCCCAUUGUAUCACGUUCGAAUUUACCAUGGGUUGAAAAGUACAGGCCAACGAAGUUGGACGAGCUUAUUGCUCAUGAGGACAUCUUGAAAACUAUCUCAAAGUUCAUGAGGGAAGGAACGUUACCACAUCUAUUAUUCUAUGGACCACCUGGUACGGGUAAAACAUCGACCAUUCUUGCUUGUGCGAAAAUGAUGUACAGUCCGAAGCAAUUCAGUUCCAUGGUGCUGGAACUGAACGCCUCUGAUGACCGUGGCAUCAAUGUGGUUCGAACUCAAGUCCUCAGUUUCGCCUCAACGAAAACUAUAUUCAAGACCGGUCUGAAGCUCAUAAUUUUGGAUGAAGCCGAUGCCAUGACGAACGAUGCGCAAAAUGCAUUGCGUCGUAUAAUUGAAAAAUUUACCGAUAACGUCCGCUUCUGUAUGAUCUGCAAUUAUCUGAGUAAGAUCAUUCCCGCACUUCAGUCUAGGUGCACCAGGUUCCGCUUCGGACCGCUGAGUACUACUCAAAUGAUUCCCCGUAUGAGGGACGUCAUUGAAUCCGAAAAUAUCAAGGUCACUGAGGAAGGCUUGCAGAGUGUGGUUGAACUUGCGGAGGGGGACAUGCGGAAAGCAUUAAAUCUCCUCCAAAGUUGCUCUAUGGCAUUCCCGGAAGUCAAUGCGGAAACGACGUAUACCACUCUCGGUCAUCCAACCCCGCAGGAUGUCUUGACAAUUAUGAACUGGCUGCUUAAUGCUGAUUUUUCCGUGGCCGUUAGAAAUAUCACGGAUAUGAAGAUCUCGAAAGGCUUCGCCCUUGUGGACAUUUUAACUCAGUUGCAUAAAUACGUCCAUCGACUGGAAAUUCCUUCAAAAUCUAAAAUCUAUCUCAUCGACAAAAUGGCAGAAGUAGAAAAUCGACUGUCGUUCGGCGGGAGUGAGAAAAUUCAGCUGAGUUCACUCGUCAGCGCGUUUUUUACGGAAGAAUUGCAGCAACAGAUAAUCAAGGAAACUUUCCAGCUUGUGUCCAAGCGUGAUGACAACGUGUGUAACUUCUUGGAAGGCGGGAGCCUGAUCGGUGGAUCCGAUUUCAAAUUGGCGUAUCGACAUUAUGCCACGCUGUAUUUCGUUUUCUGUGUCGACUCAUCCGAAUCGGAACUAGGGAUUCUUGACUUGAUCCAAGUUUUUGUGGAAACAUUGGACAAAUGUUUUGAGAAUGUUUGUGAGCUGGAUCUAAUCUUCCAUGUCGAUAAGGUUCAUUAUAUACUAAAUGAGCUAGUCAUGGGUGGAAUGGUAUUGGAAACGAAUGUUUCGGAAAUCGUGAGCAGAAUCGAGGAGCAAAACAAGCUUGAAAAAGACGAGGCUGGGCUCUCAGCUGCUCCAGCACGAGCCGUGUCGGCUGUGAAAAACCUCAACAUUUCGCAGCAGAUCAAGGACAUGAAGCUCCCGGAUUUACCUGCUGCUAUCAAAGAUUUAAAUUUGAAACUCUGAAUAAUUCCUUGUUUCUUUUUGCGAGCUCGCGCGACCCGUUCCUUGGAAUAUCUGGCAAGUUCGAUUCCUGGGUUUCCGAAAACAAAGUGAUUACUCUGACUCUGGGAGGGCACAGCCCUAGAAAAUAUCAAAUGCUAUGUUUUUCAA
This is a messenger RNA of Notodromas monacha, 8874 nucleotides long. The record is from the annotation of a GenBank genome assembly. NCBI's taxonomy places the organism in Eukaryota, Metazoa, Arthropoda, Ostracoda, Podocopida, Cyprididae.